AGUAGCUCUUGUUUGCCCUUCUCUGGAAUGGAUAUUUCUUCUCAUCAAUCUCGCCUCCUACAGCAACUGAAUGAGCAGCGCAGGCAAGACUUAUUCUGUGACUGCAGUAUCCUGGUUGAGGGGAAGGUCUUCAAAGCACAUCGAAAUGUGCUGUUUGCCAGUAGUGGUUAUUUUAAAAUGCUCCUUUCUCAGAGCUCAAAAGACAUGAGUCAGCCAACAACUGCUACCUUUCACAUGUUCUCUCCUGAUACUUUUAUGGUCAUUCUGGACUUUGUGUAUUCAGGCAAGUUAUCUCUUACUGGUCAAAAUGUGAUUGAGGUAAUGUCAGCUGCCAGCUACCUGCAGAUGACAGAUAUCAUUAGUGUUUGUAAGACUUUCAUUAAAUCUUCACUGGACAUCAGUGAGAAGGAGAAGGAUCGCUAUUUCAGUCUUUCAGAAAAAGAUCUGAACAGUAAUGGAACUGAGAGUCCAUGCUUAUAUAGCACAGAAUGGAGAGUAGAAAGCAGUCCCCCACAUUCUCAAAUUGACUCUGAUGUAGGGGUAUCUAUGGUGGGUGGAAAUUCCUGGAGUAAUUGCACCUACUACUCAGCUUCACAAAGGAACACCCAACAAUCUCACUUGACCAAACACACUCAAAGACGGCAUUCCUUUAAAAAACGUAUCAGGCAUCUUGGAUUGCCACAUUCCACUGACGUCCCCCAUUGUAAAUCAAGGAAACUUGGAGAUAGAGCUUCAGAGCCUACUAGCCACGUUUCUCAAUCUGAAGAGAAAACUCAGCUUGAUACAGAAGUUGACUUUGCCCAUGCUGGGUAUCAACAUGGUCUGAGAUCAGAGGUGUUGCCAAGGAGUUUGCUAGAGACCCAGCAGGAGCAUGAAUCAUCUAGAUCAGCCAACAAGUCUAAAUCAUCAAAAGCAGAUGAGCUGUAUGCAAAUAUGCCCACAAUUUUAGGUGUUAUGGGGAGUUGGAUUGAAGAUGAUGUGAGGUUCAAGUGCCCAUUUUGUACCCAUAUGGUGAAGCGGAAAGCAGACCUAAAGCGUCACCUUCGUUGCCAUACAGGGGAGCGACCCUAUCCAUGUGAGGCAUGUGGGAAAAGAUUCACCAGGCUAGAGCAUCUGCGUAGCCAUUUUCGAACAAUUCAUCAGGCUUGUAAGCCAAUAUGCAGAAAGUGUAAGCGCCACGUGACUGACAUGACAGGGCAAGUGGUGCAAGAAGGAACAAGGCGCUACAGACUGUGUAAUGAAUGUCUGGUUGAAGCUGGUAUAGAAAGCAUUCCUAUUGACUUGGAGGCUGAACAAUCACUUGGGUUUUCACCAGAAGAAGAGGACAAAGAUUCUAGGUGGCACUUUGGUGAAGAACACAGAACUAAAGAAGUUGUGGAGGAUGACUCUGCUGGCUUAGUCAUCCAGGAAGUUGAUGAUAGUGAAGAUGAGGCUGAGAAAAAGGAAGUAAAGCCAAAUAUUAAUUAGUUAAUUAAUUGAGAACUACUAAAUCUCACCAUUACAUUAACUUCUUGUGUCUUGCCCAAAUUCCCUGACUCUGGUUAACAAGCAAAGUUCUGUCAUUAUGACUGUGAUACGGUCUUAUUUGCAUGCUUUGUAUUCAUCAAGACACCAAGAUCUGUGACAUUGGAAAGAAUCCCAAGACAGAAUGAUGAACAGUUCACCUUUGAACUACUAGAGGGAUGAAUAACUUUUUUAUUAAAAUAUUCCUUAAAGAAUUUUAAAUGAAGGAAAAAACAUUAAAUUCUCACCAAUACUUGCUCUUUCUUUAAGAAACAUUACACCAUUUUAAAAAGCAAUCAUUUUUGCACAAGUUCUAAGUGUAGUUACUCUUGUUCAUAUUUUUUCAUUGGAUGCAUUUUUCAUCCAGCAAAAUAGAAUGAGAAUUAAAAUAUUCUGCCACCGUGAAGCAGAAAGGGAAUUGUCACUCAAACUACUCUGUAGCCAAGGGCUCCAUUAAAGUAUUCUUAUGUUUUGUAUUUUGAAAGAAUCUCAGUAUAAGCAUAUGGUAUAUUUAUUUUCUUAUUUUGGAAAAAUCUGUUACAACUCAUUCAUCAAAUUUAUCUUUCAAAUAAAUGAAUGUAUGUUAAUCUUC
Molecule: messenger RNA, 2095 nt
Organism: Mauremys reevesii (Reeves's turtle)
Lineage: Eukaryota; Metazoa; Chordata; Testudines; Geoemydidae
Product: zinc finger and BTB domain-containing protein 8A-like
Exons: 3
Coding region: 28-1467 (479 amino acids)
Biological process (GO): regulation of transcription by RNA polymerase II
Molecular function (GO): DNA-binding transcription factor activity, RNA polymerase II-specific; RNA polymerase II cis-regulatory region sequence-specific DNA binding; protein binding
Source: RefSeq, a predicted model, not a curated record